Archocentrus centrarchus (flier cichlid) is the source of this 744-nucleotide messenger RNA. Its product is annotated as GTPase IMAP family member 9-like. The transcript has 2 exons. NCBI's taxonomy places the organism in Eukaryota, Metazoa, Chordata, Actinopteri, Cichliformes, Cichlidae. The record is from RefSeq and is a predicted model, not a curated record. Gene Ontology annotation, molecular function: GTP binding. Bases 1 to 744 code for a protein of 247 amino acids.
AUGGGCAGCAGCCAGUCGAUACCAAAAGGUGAUCCUCUGAGGAUUGUGAUGAUUGGGAAAACUGGUGUUGGGAAGAGUGCAGUUGGCAACAAUAUUGUGGGAAAAGACUUUUUUAAGUCUGAAGUGAGUUCAGAGUCAGUGACAGAGACCUGCCAAGCAGAACGAGUUCGCCAUUGCAAAAGAAAUAUCCAUGUGGUUGAUACUCCGGGCAUUCUGGAUACGUCUAAAAGUGCAGACAUCAUAAAGAAAGAGAUCGCCAAAUGCAUCCACAUGUGCUCUCCAGGCCCUCACGUCUUCCUGCUGGUCCUUCAGAUUGGCAGAUUUACCAAAGAAGAAGAAAACUGUGUGGAAGCGCUGCAGAGACUCUUUGGACCUGAGGCAUCAAACUACAUGAUCGUCCUGUUCACUCAUGGUGACAAACUGAAGAAGAUGACCAUGCAAGAGUAUUUGGAAGAUAGCAAUAAGAAACUCCAAGAGCUGCUGACCAGGUGCGGUAAAAGGCAUCAUGUCUUUAACAACAAAGAUAAGAACAGAGCUCAAGUGGUUCAGCUGAUCAAGAAGAUUGAUGAGAUGGUGGCAGCAAAUGGAAGCUCCCACUACACCGAUGAAAUGUUCGAGAAGGCGGAGAAGAUUCUGCAGCCUGAAAAGACAGCAGAAAAGCUGCUGAGCCACCGUUCCUUCAUGGAAGAGCUGCGGCAGAGAGCCAUCCAGUUUCAGCAAAGGCUGGCUUAUUCAGAGGACUAG